Molecule: messenger RNA, 1519 nt
Organism: Puntigrus tetrazona (Sumatra barb)
Lineage: Eukaryota; Metazoa; Chordata; Actinopteri; Cypriniformes; Cyprinidae
Exons: 3
Coding region: 657-1331 (224 amino acids)
Source: RefSeq, a predicted model, not a curated record
GUACGCGUGGAGCCUCCCACUUUCACUUUUACUUUAUCUAGUAAACAAGGAAACAAGGGUGCCUUUAUUUGGCUUAAUCUGCCUUUAUGUUCAGGCAAAAACUGUGAAAAUGAAGAUUGUCUCAAAACCGCUCUCGGUGCUCGUGUUUUUACUCGUGUAUGGUGUUGAUUCAGCGAGGGUGUCAGUGAUGGAGGGAGAUUCACUCACUCUACACACUGGUGCUCAAAGGAAACAAAAAAGACACAUGAGAUGGUGUUUGAGUAACAAUUCAAUCUUAAAUCGCAAUGAGAUGUGUUUAGUUGGUCAGGGUAGUCAUUUUGUUAAUGAACGAUUCAGAGACAGACUGAAGCUGGAUCAUCAGACUGGAUCUUUGACCAUCACGAAUAUCACAACUCGGCACACUGGACUCUAUAAACUAUUCUAUAAACACAUAAGCUUCUCGUCAUCUGCUUUAAAUAGUUUGAUCCGUCCCUGUUGGCAUUUAGUUCUUUAACCAAAGGCAAAGAGAAUUGGGGUUAAUCGAAUGUUAAAUGUGUUCAUAAUGUGAACUAACAUAUUUUUUCACCGUCACCAGUUAUUUCAUGUAGUGUAACUUAUCUUUUUUUUCCCUUUGCAGUAAAAGUCAAGUUACCUUUAUUUAUACAGUGCUUUAUACAAUGUUGUGUCAAAGCAGCUUUACAGUAGCUGUUUGUGUUUCAGGUGUUUCUGCUGCUGAACAAGAUGAAAUUAAGAAAAAGUCAGUUAUGGAGAGAGAAUCUGUCACUUUAUACAGUCGUUUAACAAACAACCCAAAUACUUUGAUAACAUGGUAUUUUAAUGACACUCCCAUUGCUGGAAUCCCUGGAGAUCAAAGUAAAAUCUGUACGGAUGUUCAUUGUGAUGCUGAUGAGAGAUUCAAAGACAGACUGGAGCUCGAUCGGACAGGAUCUCUGACCAUCACGAACAUUGGAACAGAAGACUCUGGAGAAUAUAAACUACAGAUCAGCAACAGCAGGUUCAGCAUCAUUAGGAGCUUCAGUGUUUCUGCUGUGUCUGGUGCAGGUGGUGUUCCAGUGUCAGUGAAGAAUGGAGAUUCAGUCACACUACUAACUGGUGUUAAAACAGAACAACAGGAAAGUAUUAUGUGGUAUUUUAAUGACAAAACAAUUGUUGAAAUCACUGGAUAUGUCAGUAAGAUCUGUACCAAUUACUGGUGUAAAUUGAGAUUCAGAGACAGACUGAAGGUCGAUGAGUUUGGAUCUCUGACCAUCAUGAGCAUCAGAGCUGAAGAUAGAGAUGGAUUUUAUAAACAAAUCAUCGGUGGCCGCUUCGUAUUUAGCUUCAGUUUUUAAUUUGUCAUAUUUUAUCAUAAUUUCAUGAUGAUACUCAAGAAUAUCUCAUAUUUUAUCUCAUGUGUGUCCAGGUCCAUCUGCCACUAUUUACUUUUAUCUACCUUUAAGUCAAGGUAUUUGCAUAAACUGAUUAGUGUAUUGUGGAUAUAAGUUUCUGUCCAAUUAAUAAAAUUCUAAAUGAAAACACA